This is a messenger RNA of Cataglyphis hispanica, 2328 nucleotides long. It is a transcript of the gene Slh, whose product is annotated as protein sly1 homolog. Gene Ontology annotation, cellular component: Golgi membrane; cytosol. Gene Ontology annotation, biological process: intracellular protein transport; endoplasmic reticulum to Golgi vesicle-mediated transport. The record is from RefSeq and is a predicted model, not a curated record. The transcript has a single exon. Lineage: Eukaryota; Metazoa; Arthropoda; Insecta; Hymenoptera; Formicidae. Bases 233 to 2125 code for a protein of 630 amino acids. Gene Ontology annotation, molecular function: syntaxin binding.
GUUCUUACCGUCGAUUUGACAUGAUUCAAUAAUUGAAAAAGUGUUGGAUAUUGUUGACAGAUUCCUCAAAAUUCAGACGGCAACCCUAUAUGCGAUACCGAAAGCGCAUUCGCCGUCUUUCAGAGACCGUGGUGUUCACGAGUCGCAUAACUUGACGAACAAUAAAUUACGAUUUGAGAAUCGGAAGAUAUAAGUACGUGCGAUUGAGGUUAGGUUCCUCUAGGCUGUCACGAUGAGCCUACGCGAUCGUCAGAUAAACGCCCUGAAGCAGAUGUUGAAUCUGAACCGGCCCGAGUCGCGGCUGGAGGAUGCAAUGCCGACAUGGAAGCUUCUCAUCUAUGAUCGCCUUGGCCAGGAUAUCAUAUCACCACUCAUCUCCGUCAAGGAGCUUCGCGAGCUUGGUAUCACGUUGCAUAUGCAACUGCAUUCGGACCGCGAUUCUAUUCCCGAGGUACCGGCUAUCUAUUUCUGCGCGCCCACGGACGAGAAUCUCGGUAGAAUCGGUCAGGACUUGCAGAACGGUCUGUAUGAUAUCUAUCAUCUGAACUUCAUUUCGCCGAUCUCCCGGCAGAAGAUGGAAGACUUGGCGGCCGCAGCACUGCUUGGCGGCGUCGUCGCCAGCAUCCACAAAGUGUUUGAUCAGUAUCUGAACUUUAUCACUUUGGAGGAUGAUCUGUUUAUCUUGCGUCAUCAGAAUAGCGACAUGAUAUCUUAUCAUGCGAUCAAUCGCGGUGAUGUCAAGGACAGCGAGAUGGAGUCUAUGAUGGACGUUAUUGUAGACUGUCUGUUUUCAGUAUUUGUCACUUUAGGUACUGUGCCCAUUAUAAGGUGUCCCAGAGGCAAUGCUGCCGAGAUGGUCGCUAAAAUGAUCGACAAGAAGCUACGAGAAAAUGUGUGGGACGCGAGGAAUAAUCUAUUUGAAGGCGAGGCCUGCGCGACUGGCCAUUACAGUUUCCAGAGGCCUUUGCUCAUCAUACUGGAUCGUAAUGUUGACAUGGCCACACCGUUGCAUCAUACAUGGACAUACCAGGCGCUGGCGCACGAUGUCCUGGAGAUGGCACUCAAUAGAUUGGUUGUAGAAGAAAAUAUAGGACGAUCCCCUGCUGGUGGGACACGCUCCAAGACGCGCGCCUACGAGUUGGACAAUAGAGAUCGUUUCUGGUGCCAGCAUAAAGGCAGCCCUUUCCCCAGAGUAGCGGAGGCUAUACAGGAGGAAUUGGAGCAGUAUCGCACCUUCGAAGAGGACGUGAAGAAACUUAAAUCUUCUAUGGGCAUUGAUAACGAGAGUGAAAUGGCUCUAUCUAUGGUGUCUAAUAAUACUGCACGUUUGACAAAUGCAGUGAAUUCGUUACCACAGCUUUUAGAGAUGAAACGCUUGAUAGAUAUGCAUACGUCGGUGGCCACUGGUAUUCUAAACGCCAUCAAGUCGAGACGACUCGAUACUUUCUUUGAACUGGAGGAGAAAAUCAUGAGCAAACAAACACUCGACAGGAGCGUAUUAGAGACCAUCGGCGAUCCAGAUUGUGGUACUGCCGAGGAUAAAUUACGUCUUGCUAUUAUUUAUUAUAUUUGCACGAAUAUGUCUGACGCAGAUUAUAGUAAACUGGAAGCGGCUCUGACCGCGGCCGGCUGCGAUCUCAAUCCGCUGAUUUACAUCAAACGAUUACGCAGUUACACCAGGAUAGCCGAGAUCCAGAGCAGCUAUGAAGGUGGUGGCACCAAGACCGUCAGUAUGUUCUCCAAGCUGAUGAACCAGGGCUCGUCAUUCGUCAUGGAGGGCGUAAAAAAUUUGGUGGUGAAGAAACACAAUCUGCCUGUCACCAAGAUAGUGGAUGAGCUGAUGGAGUCCAAACAGUCUUCGCGGACUGAGGAUUAUCUUUAUCUCGAUCCGAAGCAGCUCAAGCAUACCGAGCAGAUGCCGAAGAAUCGACCAACAUUUCAGGAUGUGAUAGUUUUUGUGGUGGGUGGCGGCAAUUAUAUAGAGUAUCAGAACCUGGUAGACUACGUGAAACAACGAAGCGGCGCCGGAGUGAAUAAACGGGUGAUCUACGGUUCCACGACUUUUAUUAAUGCCAAGCAAUUGCUCAAACAACUCUCUCUACUCGGCCAGGAAGUCCAUUCGUGAAUUGAUUUGAUAUAUAUUUGCCAUGCGCGGCGAUUAUAUAUCCUUUUCCUUCACUCUUCUUAUUUUUUUCUUUCUUUUUUCUCCUCCUGUCUUUCUCUCUCUCUCUCUUUCAUCAGCGCGUAAGCUUAUAGUCACGCUUUUUUUUUAAAUAAAAUUGUUGAUUAUUCUUGUAAAAAGUACGUAAGAUAUAAAUAAAAUCUGAU